Vanessa tameamea is the source of this 2187-nucleotide messenger RNA. Its product is annotated as zinc finger protein 90-like. Gene Ontology annotation, cellular component: nucleus. NCBI's taxonomy places the organism in Eukaryota, Metazoa, Arthropoda, Insecta, Lepidoptera, Nymphalidae. Gene Ontology annotation, molecular function: RNA polymerase II cis-regulatory region sequence-specific DNA binding; zinc ion binding; DNA-binding transcription factor activity, RNA polymerase II-specific. The record is from RefSeq and is a predicted model, not a curated record. The transcript is spliced from 6 exons. Bases 140 to 1837 code for a protein of 565 amino acids.
AUUCGCUCAGCUAAGCGCUAACAGCUAAAGAGUAAAUUCAGUCAUUCAAUCAGUAAAAUUACGGUAUACUUUCAGUAAUGAGCUAAGAAUGAACAGCAGUAAAAAGUUCUCGUUAUUGUAGCUUAACUUUAAUAUUAAAAUGACUGAAAUUUGGAAUUUAAAAGCAUUAUGUAGAUGUUGUCAUGCUGACGGCAACUUCAAAGAUUUAAAUUCGCCUUGCAACGAGGUGGAUUCUCUUGAAUUAUGUACGGAUUUGUUAAAAUAUACUUUUGGGAUAAAUUUACAGUCACCGUCUAUUGAAGUCAGUAACACCAUAUGUGCUGAUUGCGUACAACAAUUACAAAAUGCAACUACAUUCAAGAGACGUGUGAUGGACUGUGAACAAAAGUUUCAGGAGUACUGCAAAAAUGAAUUAUUACAAUAUAUGAAUAUUAAAUUAGAAAAAGAAAAUGAUUUUAAUAUUGUAGCGAAGACUGAAAUAGCUUCGGAAGAUGAAGGUAAUGAUCAUGAUUAUCAAUUAAUUGAAGAAACUUGUACAACUAAUAUUAAAUACGAAGCUCAAGACAGCAGACAGGGGGAAGUAAAGAAUAACCCCACUCAACGAGAUGGGAAACGAGAGAGUACACGAAAGUACAUCAGAACCAAAGGCAACGCAGACAAAUAUAUAUGUAAAAUUUGCAAGAUUGGUUUUAAAAACAUCAAAUCACUGAGAAAACAUAUAUCAGAUAUUCACAAUACUGUUUACAAGUGCAGUAUCUGUGAUAUUAAUUUCAAAAGACGUGAUACAUACAAUAAACACACAUACAACCAUUCCAUAUGUGUAAACCCUGCGAUACCUCUAUCAGACAUAACAAAGUUUGAUUGCCAAAUGUGCAGCAAAAGUUACCGCACGAUUAAUGAAUUACGUGCGCACAGAAACACACACACGAGAGAAAAUAUAUACACAUGUGAUAUUUGUAAAUCGGAGUAUCUGUACAAGAGCACUUUGGUGAAGCACAUCCUCUGGCACAUGGGGCUCAAUAAGCGAUACAUGUGCCAUACGUGCGGGAAUUCAUUCAACGACAUUACGAAUUUGAAUAAACACAUCACGGCCGUUCACAAGAAGCUGAAACUUUUCAAAUGCACGUUCUGUUCGAAGGAAUUCGCCGCGAAUAAAAAUUUGAAGAUCCAUACGCGUAUUCACACGGGAGAGAGGCCGUACAAAUGCAAAACGUGUGAUAAGGCAUUCAUUUCCUCCUCAAACCUCGGUAAGCACGAAAAUAAGCACGAAAAUAAGAAAAAAUUCGGCGGUAUAUACAUUUGCAAGUAUUGCAAAAGUGUUUUCGAUCAUCGCGGUAUUUAUACAAGUCAUCUAAGAUCACACCUCUCGGCGAGAAAGUAUAAUUGUGCUCUAUGCGAUGAGAAUUUCGUGAACGGGUAUUCCCUAAAACGUCACAUGGAAAGGCAUAGUAAUGUUAAGAAAUACUCUUGCGAUAAAUGCGAUCGAAAGUUCACGACGAAAGCGAACCUAAAAAACCAUGAAAAACAUCACGAUCCAAGGCGAUUGAAAACGAACAGAAAAGUGAAGAUCGAGAGAGUCAAGUGUGAAGUUUGCAAGAAAUUAGUUACAAAUAUAGACAAACAUUUGAAUGCACACCACAACAAACGCCAUCGAUGCGAUUUCUGCCAUAAAGCCUACGCCGAGAGGAACACAUUGACCCGCCACGUGAAACAGUUCCACGAUGGAGUUCGCCACGAAUGCGACGUGUGCGGGAAGACAUUUGUCAACUCAACGAGCUUGAAGACACAUAAGAUAAAACUCCAUGACCUUGUCAUAACGAAGAAAGAAGAGGAAUGAUGAAGGAUUUCUGAACGGGUUUCCAAUAUGGCGUCCGGUAUGCGGCAUGUCAGUAAGGUCAUAGCCUUAUGAGGCCAGUUGUGAAUGUCCGAUAUUACUAGCAGUGCCUGACAGAUGCUGACUGCCUGCCAAUUGUCCUGAUGAUCAGUUUAAUGGUAAAGAAGUUCGAUGACUUCUAGACGCGGAAUAUAAUAAUGAGGAUAUUAUAAAAAUCUUCUCCGUGAAUAUUUAAAUAUAAAUAUAAUGUGCAAGCUUUCGUGGUGACCAAUCAAACGUUGUUCAGGUCAAUUAAUCUCUAACGGAUGUAAGUAUACAUCCAUUUUUAUAUGUUAGAUAAAUUUACAACUAUA